Molecule: messenger RNA, 1673 nt
Organism: Cladocopium goreaui
Lineage: Eukaryota; Dinophyceae; Suessiales; Symbiodiniaceae
Source: the annotation of a GenBank genome assembly
GAAAUGCAGGUCAACAACAGGCAUUAGCUGGGCAGCAGCAGCCACCACACAUGCCACAAAGCAAUGCCCAACCACAUGCAUUGGUUUGGCAGCAGCAGCCACCACACAUGCCACAAGGCAAUGACCAAGCACUGCAGGGUUGGGGUGGGCAGCAGCAGCCACAGAUGCAACAAGGCAAUGACCAAGCACUGCAGGGUGGGGGUGGGCAGCAGCAGCCACAGAUGCAACAAGGCAAUGGCCAACCACAUGCCUUGGCUGGGCAGCAGCAGCCACCACAGCAGCAACCACAGAUGCAACAAGGCAAUGACCAAGCACUGGAGGGUGGGGGUGGGCAGCAGCAGCCACCACAGAUGCAACAAGGCAAUGGCCAACCACAUGCAUUGGCUGGGCAGCAGCAGCCACCACAGCAGCCACCACAGAUGCAACAAGGCAAUGGCCAAGCACUGCAGGGUGGGGGUGGGCAGCAGCAGCCACAGAUGCAACAAGGCAAUUGCCAACCACAUGCAUUGGGUGGGCAGCAGCAGCCACCACAGCAGCAACCACAGAUGCAACAAGGCAAUGACCAAGCACUGCAGGGUGGGGGUGGGCAGCAGCAGCCACAGAUGCAACAAGGCAAUGGCCAACAACAGGCAUUAGCUGGGCAGCAGCAGCCACCACACAUGCCACAAAGCAAUGUCCAACCACAUGCAUUGGUUUGGCAGCAGCAGCCACCACACAUGCCACAAGGCAAUGACCAAGCACUGCAGGCUUGGGGUGGGCAGCAGCAGCCACAGAUGCAACAAGGCAAUGACCAAGCACUCCAAGGUGGGGGUGGGCAGCAGCAGCCACAGGUGCAACAAGGCAAUGGCCAACCACAUGCAUUGGGUGGGCAGCAGCAGCCACCACAGCAGCCACCACAGAUGCAACAAGGCAAUGACCAAGCACUGCAGGGUGGUGGUGGGCAGCAGCAGCCACCACAGAUGCAACCAGGCAAUGGCCAACCACAUGCAUUGGGUGGGCAGCAGCAGCCACCACAGAUGCAACAAGGCAAUGACCAAGCACUGGAGGGUGGGGGUGGGCAGCAGCAGCCACAAAUGCAACAAGGCAAUGGCCAACCACAUGCAUUGGCUGGGCAGCAGCAGCCACCAGAGCAGCAACCACAGAUGCAACAAGGCAAUGACCAAGCACUGCAGGCUGGGGGUGGGCAGCAGCCACCACAGAUGCAACAAGGCAAUGGCCAACCACAUGCCUUGGCUGGGCAGCAGCAGCCACCAGAGCAGCAACCACAGAUGCAACAAGGCAAUGACCAAGCACUGCAGGGUGGGGGUGGGCAGCAGCCACCACAGAUGCAACAAGGCAAUGGCCAACCACAUGCCUUGGCUGGGCAGCAGCAGCCACCACAGCAGCAACCACAGAUGCAACAAGGCAAUGACCAAGCACUGGAGGGUGGGGGUGGGCAGCAGCAGCCACAGAUGCAACAAGGCAAUGGCCAACCACAUGCAUUGGGUGGGCAGCAGCAGCCACCACAGCAGCAACCACAGAUGCAACAAGGCAAUGACCAAGCACUGCAGGGUGGUGGUGGGCAGCAGGGGCCACAGAUGCAGCAAGGCAAUGGGGGAGGGCAGCAACAGAGUCCACAGGUGGAGGCAAAGACAAAGGAGGAUGCAAAGACAGGCCAGGAGGUUGGCCACUAG